Molecule: messenger RNA, 1859 nt
Organism: Parastagonospora nodorum SN15
Lineage: Eukaryota; Fungi; Ascomycota; Dothideomycetes; Pleosporales; Phaeosphaeriaceae
Exons: 6
Coding region: 1-1692 (563 amino acids)
Biological process (GO): regulation of glucose metabolic process; protein phosphorylation
Cellular component (GO): mitochondrion
Molecular function (GO): pyruvate dehydrogenase (acetyl-transferring) kinase activity
Source: RefSeq, a predicted model, not a curated record
AUGUCGUGGAAGCGCACCGAGAGGCUGAUGGACACCAUCAAAGUACGUGUCUCGCUGAGGCAGAUGGUGCAGUUUGGAGAAAAGCCGUCCACAGGAACCCUCUUCCGCGCGUCACAGUUCCUUUCCGAAGAGCUGCCCAUCCGGCUAGCACACCGCGUGCAGGAGCUCAAUGACCUUCCCGAUGGUCUCAAUGAGAUGCCCUCGAUCUGCAGAGCGUUGAUGGGAAAAGCGACACCAAACCCCAGCAUCAAGCAAGGACAGUACCGGUCAGCGCCGGAGCACAACGGUAAUGGCAACGGAAAUGGGAGCAGAGAGGUCAAGGGAGCGACUUCGAGCCGGAGAUACUACGCCGCGGCAGACGACGGGCAGGAAUGGCCGCCGGAGCUGAGCGCAUACAACACCAAGUUCGCAGACACACUCGAGAAGAUCAAGAGGCGGCAUGACAGCGUUGUGACAACCGUGGCUCAGGGUAUCCUGGAGUGGAAGCGCAAGAGGCAACGGAUGCAGAUUGACCACAACAUCCAAGCCUUCCUCGACCGCUUCUACAUGUCGCGCAUCGGCAUCCGUAUGCUCAUCGGCCAACACAUUGCCCUCACAGACCAGCGCGCUCGCUCCGAUCCGAACUACGUGGGCAUCAUCUGCACCAAGACGAACGUCCGGGAACUCGCACAAGAGGCCAUUGAGAAUGCGCGAUUCGUAUGCGAGGACCACUACGGCCUGUUCGAGGCACCCAACGUCCAGCUCGUAUGCAACAACGACAUCAGCUUCAUGUACGUGCCCGGCCAUCUGUCGCACAUGCUCUUCGAGACGCUGAAAAACUCGCUGCGUGCCGUGGUGGAGCGACACGGACAAGACAAGGAAGACUUCCCCGUGACAAAAGUCAUCGUUGCAGAGGGCAAGGAGGACAUUACAAUUAAGAUUUCCGAUGAGGGCGGCGGCAUACCCCGAUCCGCGAUCCCGCUUGUGUGGACGUACAUGUACACGACCGUCGACCAGACGCCCAGUCUCGACCCAGACUUCAACAAGAGCGACUUCAAAGCCCCAAUGGCUGGGUUUGGCUACGGAUUGCCCAUAUCACGGCUCUACGCACGAUAUGGUUCGCGCCCGACGAGCGUGCUGGCUAUGAAGGCCAUGAAGUUGAAGUUGAGCGGCAAUGUUAGUCGCGAGGUUAGUGAGAGGCGGCAGGUGGGUGAUGCAGAGGAGAUGUUUGCGGACAAGGGGACGCCGUGGUGGAGAAAUGUCGGCAUGGAUGAGGGGCACCACCACCACCACCAUCCCAACUUCCUCACCACGGUCCUCAACCCCCCGGCGCCCGCGCCCACUUUCUCCGCGACGCAGCGCAGCUUGCAGGCGCGCAAUAAAGCGUACAACAACACCAACACCAACUACCACCACGGCGCGGCUGCGGCGGCCGAGGCUGAGAGCUAUGAAGCGCGGCAGCGCAGGGAAGAAGCCGGGCGGAUUCUCGAGCGCGAGGAGAUGCUGAUUUGGUGGAGUCAGGCGCGGAAUGAGAGUGUUCCCCAGACGCGCACGCACUUCCGCAAUAUUGUGCUGGGCAUCGAGGAGCGCGCCGAUGUCGUGUGGAGGGAGGAGUGGGAGUUGGAGAAGGAUGCAGUGGGGGCGAGUCCCAGGGGGAAGGAGAGGGAGAGGGACAAGGGGAAGAGGAGGGUUGUGUCUGGGACACGUGAGUGAGUGAGGAAUGGGGGGGGGAGGUGGUAAUGUGCACGAAUAAUGAGUCGCAUAAUGGGGCGUUCAUGGGAGACGGGGCGCGUGAUACUUGGUGGUAAUAUGAUUCUAUGGGAGGAAUUCAAUUGUUUGUACAAAAGUCUUUAGCUAGAGUUGCACAAGUCUGAUUGUGA